Molecule: messenger RNA, 621 nt
Organism: Schistosoma bovis
Lineage: Eukaryota; Metazoa; Platyhelminthes; Trematoda; Strigeidida; Schistosomatidae
Source: the annotation of a GenBank genome assembly
AUGAGGUUUAUUUGUGGUGUAUUAGCAAUAUGCUUGUUGUUUUGUUAUUUAUCAACAAUUAAAGGGCUGAGGUUUAAGCUUAAAAACGGUGUUACAAAGUGUAUUCAAGAUGAGGCACACAAAGACGUUAUUGUACAUGGUGAGUAUGAGAUUACUGCUCCCCAUGAACACACAACCCAUAUCAAAGUCCGUGAUGUGAAAAAACAUAUACUGUAUCAGAGAGAUAAUAUAAAAAGCGGGAAAUUUGCAUUCACAACAGAAGACUUUGAUCUAUUUGAGGUGUGCUUCGAAAGUCAGCCAGAUAAUACUGACACGGAACAAGAAGUCUUUCUUAAUAUAAAACACGGUACCGAGGCCAAGGAUUUUGAUAAGAUGGCGAAAGCAGAGAAAUUACAACCAAUCGAAGUGCUACUGAAAAAACUAGAAAGUCUAGCCGAUGAAAUCGUGCAGGAUUUUGUUGUCAUGCAUUCGAAGAGUAGCAAAAUGCGAAACAUCAACGAAUCUACUCAUACAAGGGUUCUCUACUUCUCAAUCCUUUCAAUGGUAAUCCUCAUCGGCUUCGCAUGUUGGCAGGUACUAUAUUUAAGACGUUAUUUCAAGUCGAAGAAGCUGAUUGAGUAG